Molecule: messenger RNA, 1014 nt
Organism: Drosophila serrata
Lineage: Eukaryota; Metazoa; Arthropoda; Insecta; Diptera; Drosophilidae
Gene: Hsp22
Product: Heat shock protein 22
Biological process (GO): protein refolding; response to heat
Cellular component (GO): nucleus; cytoplasm
Source: RefSeq, a predicted model, not a curated record
GCUCUCUCAAUUCAAAAAAUUCAAAACAGCAGACAAGUCGCUAAAAGCAAACCAAUUAAGCUACAAUUUCAUCAAUCUAAUACAAAAUUUCAAAGACUAAAAAUAUUAAAUAUUGCAACAGAAAAACAGAAUAUUGCAGUCAAACUAAACCUAAGAAAAAAGGGGAAAAGGUUAAAUAUAUAUAAAAAACUAAAAGGUAUAUAUAACUAAAAUCACCAUGCGUUCCCUGCCAAUGCUUUUCCGCAUGGCCGAGGAGAUGUCCCGGAUGCCCCGCCUCACCUCGCCCUUCCAUGCCUUCUUCCACGAGCCGCCCGUAUGGAGCGUGGCCCUGCCUCGAAACUGGCAGCAAAUCGCCCGCUGGCAGGAGCAGGAGUUUGCUCCGCCGGCCACUGUCACCAAGGAUGGGUACAAAGUCACCCUGGACGUCAAGGAUUACGGCGAACUGAACGUCAAGGUGCUGGACGAGAGCGUGGUUCUGGUGGAGGGCAAGUCGGAGCAGCAAGAGGGCGAACAUGGAGGCUACAGUUCCAGGCACUUCCUCCGACGCUUCGUUCUCCCGGAGGGUUACGAGGCCGACAAGGUUACGUCCAGCUUGAGCAGCGAUGGAGUCCUAACCAUCAAUGUGCCCAAUCCGCCGGCGGUGCAGGAGGCACUCAAGGAGCGUGUGGUCCCCAUUGAGAAGACUGGAGAACCGGCCCAGACAAACACUGGAAAAGCCGAAGAGGCCAUUGAGAAGUGAGCUGGAGCUGGAGGUUGUGUUUUGACUGACUUGUAACCAUUGCUAGUGAACCCUAUUGUGCUAAUUUAUUCCAAAUUCAUCGAAGAUAUACGAAUAGAUUUAAAAUUAAAAUUCUAAGUACUACAAAAAGAUUUGCAAAGUAUCUAUUUUUAAAUGUAUCCUUAAAGACAGCUUAAUUUUGGGUAGCUCAAAAAUUGUUUUGAAAAUAUUUAGCUUGUUUUGUGUAAUCCCUGAUACAAUGAACUCAAGUUAAAUAAUUAUUUUAUUUUAAAAUA